Molecule: messenger RNA, 2036 nt
Organism: Colius striatus (speckled mousebird)
Lineage: Eukaryota; Metazoa; Chordata; Aves; Coliiformes; Coliidae
Gene: ZDHHC9
Product: zinc finger DHHC-type palmitoyltransferase 9
Exons: 10
Coding region: 202-1350 (382 amino acids)
Biological process (GO): protein targeting to membrane; peptidyl-L-cysteine S-palmitoylation
Cellular component (GO): Golgi apparatus; endoplasmic reticulum
Molecular function (GO): protein-cysteine S-palmitoyltransferase activity
Source: RefSeq, a predicted model, not a curated record
GCGGCGCGAGGCGUGGCCGCCCCUCCCGCGGCGCUGAGGGAGCGAGCGGCGCGCCCGGCCCGGCGCUGCCCGCACCGGCACCGGCCCCCAGCCCAGCGCAAACGAGCCCCGCGGGGCCCCCGAUGAUGCCGGCGGCGCGGGCGGCGGAGGAGCAGCGCCUGGACGUGUGGCGGCCGCCGCCGCCCCAGUGACGGCCCCGCCAUGUCGGUGAUGGUGGCGAGGAAGAAGGUGGUUCGGAAAUGGGAGAAGCUGCCGGGCAGGAACACCUUCUGCUGCGACGGCCGCAUCAUGAUGGCCCGGCAGAAGGGCAUCUUCUACCUGACGCUCUUCCUCAUCCUCGGCACCUGCGCCCUCUUCUUCGCCUUUGAGUGCCGGUACCUGGCCGUGCAGCUCUCCCCCGCCAUCCCCGUCUUCGCCGCCGUGCUCUUCCUCUUCGCCAUGGCCACGCUCCUGCGGACGAGCUUCAGCGACCCCGGCGUGAUCCCCAGAGCCCUGCCCGACGAGGCAGCCUUCAUCGAGAUGGAGAUUGAGGCCACCAACGGGACGGUGCCGCAGGGCCAGCGCCCGCCCCCGCGCAUUAAAAACUUCCAGAUCAACAACCAGAUCGUGAAGCUCAAGUAUUGCUACACAUGCAAGAUCUUCCGGCCGCCCCGCGCCUCGCACUGCAGCAUCUGCGACAACUGUGUGGAGCGCUUCGACCAUCACUGCCCCUGGGUGGGCAACUGUGUGGGGAAGAGGAACUACCGCUACUUCUACCUCUUCAUCCUCUCGCUCUCACUCCUCACCAUCUACAUCUUCACCUUCAACAUAGUCUACGUAGCACUGAAAUCUCUGAAGAUUGGGUUCCUGAACACAUUGAAGGAAACCCCAGGGACUGUACUGGAGGUGCUCAUCUGCUUCUUCACCCUGUGGUCAGUGGUGGGGUUAACUGGGUUCCACACCUUCCUGGUGGCACUGAAUCAGACAACCAACGAAGACAUUAAGGGGUCUUGGACUGGCAAGAACCGUGUGCAGAAUCCCUACAGCCACGGCAACAUAGUGAAGAACUGCUGUGAGGUGCUCUGUGGGCCUCUGCCCCCCAGUGUCCUGGACAGACGAGGCAUCUUGCAGCAGGAGGAGAGCUCAGCUCAAGAAGAGUCGUGCCGGCGGGGGCCCAGCAGCGCAGAGCCUGCGGCUGCCCAGGGCCCCGGGGCGCAGGAGGGCAGCGCUCAGCAGCCUGACACAGCUCUGCCUCAGCACAGCACCGUCCCUGUGCCAGCCCUGAGUGACACGGCCGUGCCAGAGGAGAAGCAGCCACCGCCUGGGGAGCUCUCGGCCCCUGCCCAGGAUGCUGGGCAAGCAGAGCACUAGCAUCUGCUGGAGAGGGACAGCUUUCUUGUUUUGUCUAAAUCAAAGCUGGAAGUGAUAGAGGAGAGGAGGAGAUGGGCUGGAUGGAUGGCAGGCAAAGGAUUCCUCAUGGCCGUUGUGCUUUAGUGAUCAUUCCCCUCGCUGCGCAGGCAGCACCGAGUCACGGCCCCAGGCACCGCUGCGGCCGCUCUGCCUGCGGGACGGGGCGGGACCUUCGCUCGGCAGGCUGGGCACGGCUCGGGGCCAGGCUCACCUGGGGCUGCUGGCCAGGCCGUGGGGCUGAUGGCCAUGUGGUCCCCAGCUCAGUGGCCAGGCUAUGGGGCCGGUGGCCAGGCUGUGGGGCCAGUGGCCGGGCUGUGGGGCUGGUGGCUGGGCUGUGGGGCCGGUGGCCAGCCUGACCCCCCAGCUAGCCCUGGCUCUGACAAAGUGACCCGUGGUCCAGCAGCUCUGCAGCAGUGACGCUGGGGCCGGCUGCUCGCUGCUGCUGGGGAAUCCUGGUGGGAAGGGAAAAGCAACGGAUGGCAGUGGUGUCCUGUCCCCCCUCCUCCCUCCUCCCUCCAGUCUGUGGCGUUGUUGUGUGGGUUCACGUGGCAGAGGUUGUCUGGAGACGUUUUGGUGCCGAAAGGGCCGAAACAACCUUUGGGGAAGGUGUUCUGCUGGCAAGUUUUUAAAGUCGCUUCCUUCCCGUG